UGUUGCCGAAUACCGAAUUAUGGUGUUAAUGGUAUUAAUGCCGAAUCAAAUGCCUAUAGCAAAAAAAAUACGUGUAGUUCUUCUGUUGCUGAUAUAAAAAUCACUGAAAAAAUUCUUGGCAGUGCUAAUUAUUCUCAGGACAAUAAAAAUCCUUGGAUAAAAUCUCUAGAAAAUGAGGAAAAUUGGAAGAUAAUUGGUUAUGAUAAAAUCUUUCUGCUAUUUAAAUUAUUAGUAAAAAUUCCUGGCUAUGAAAGUCAUAUGUUCAGUACUUGUGCAUUAAAAGCAACAAAAUGCCCUUCUUGUAUUGAACCAAGCACCACAAACAAUAAUUCAGAUUUAGAAGAGAUUAUUCAUAAUCAAUAUAAUUCUAAUUAUCAUCCAGGCACAUCAACGAUUGCCGUUGGUGCUUAUUUUCAAAA
Dentiscutata erythropus is the source of this 419-nucleotide messenger RNA. The record is from the annotation of a GenBank genome assembly. Lineage: Eukaryota; Fungi; Glomeromycota; Glomeromycetes; Diversisporales; Gigasporaceae.